Messenger RNA from Penaeus chinensis, 4371 nucleotides. RefSeq names its product leucine-rich repeat extensin-like protein 5. The coding region runs from base 808 to 2313 and encodes 501 amino acids. The record is from RefSeq and is a predicted model, not a curated record. The transcript has 2 exons. NCBI's taxonomy places the organism in Eukaryota, Metazoa, Arthropoda, Malacostraca, Decapoda, Penaeidae.
GACGGCGAAAACGACGGCUUCCUGACCAACCUCCUCUCGGAAGUGCGGAGCGAAGCCGUGCAGGGGAGAGAACGCCAGUCCUUCCUCCUCUCCGGUUCCGUCGCCCAUGCCCCUUACUAGACAUCAGGGCAUCCCGGACAAGAGAAGUAUACUGGAAUCUAGAUCAUUCGCCCACCUGACGCCGCGCCGCGUGUGUAUAUAUAUAAGGCAGAGACACCCGUUCUCACCAGUGCUUUAUUCUUUGUGUGAAAGAACUUGAAGAAGGCGAGCGGGAGGGAAAACAUACGGCGUCGAAAUGAUCAAUUCCCAGGAGAGUGACAUGUUCACAAGAAUGUUUUUGUGGAUGACGUUUAUGAUGGUGGCGGGCGCGACGGGCUUCUCCAGCGUUGCCGGACCCCCCGUGCAAGAGGAUCUUCUGGCCGGUGGCGUCCAGCAGGCAAGUCCCGUCAUAUAACUUAAACAAAGGUUUGCGUCCGUCACAGCAUUUUCGCUUUUUUCCUCCAUGUAAAGACUGUAGAGACACUAUAGAAGAACUAACUGUCUUUGCAGGUCUCGGUGCUGAACGUUCGCUCGCUGCUGGACCUUCCUUUCUUCAACUCCCCAGAUUCCCAGGUAUUCCUGGUUCAUCCGCCGGGUUUCGCACCCCCGGCGCCGCCCUCGCAGGCCUCGAACCAGCACUCGUCGGCUUCCCCUUCCACCCACACUUCUUCGGCUCAGAUCACCCCGGCUGUGCUCGUGGCAUCUAAUGUGCCAUCACAUAUAUCCUCUGGGGCGCAGCCUCGUGUAUCCCCAGCAUUGUUGCCAAAUAUGUUAUCUGAUAUAUCAUCUAAUCCAAUAAUCGACGAGACAGUAAACCCUUCCAUUGCCCUACUAAAUCAACCUCGAGCACCUGUACCAAAUACUUUAACCCCUAUACCUGUCAUUCCCGAGACCCUGACCCACACAACCGUCCGGUCCUCAAUCGACACAUCUAUCUUGAGUUCGACCGCAGUCCGUGAACCUGCAGCUGCCGUUCCUCAGCCUUCAAUUCCCGUAUCCGAAUCUCCAGCCUCUCAGCCUCCGUCCACUACCCCUCAUGCCUCACCUGCCACGUCACAGUCCACAUUAGUAUCCUUCCCCUCACAAAUCGCAAACUCUAUUCCUCAGCAUCAGUCGUCGGCGUCCGACGCCUCUGUCUCCACGUCUUCUGACGUUCCACAAACUCCCCAAUUACCAGCAUCUGCUUCUGUACCCCCAUCUAUCCCAGAACAAAGCACAUCUGCUUCUCAUCAACAAAAUGAUGUCUUGCUUAACCCAUCUACCGAAGCCCAGCUAUCACUUCCAAGCAGCUCACCUCCCUCUCCUGCUGAUCCUCUCGCUCAAGAAAAGAACUUUAUUCACCAGCCUGUAAUACCUACUCCCCAACUUCUCUCUUCAACUUCCCUUCCCCCUUUGCCUUCUCAGUCAUCUCCUUUGCCAUCGUUGUCAGUAAAUGUUGCGUCAUCUUCUCAGGUUUCUCUGUCUCAGGAACUCGCCUCCACACCGGCCAGCUCUGCCCUUCCUGCUUCUCCAGCGGUCGCUAGUAACCGCAUCCUGCAAGUUGAUCAGGACCAGUCCGUUAACGCUUUGCCCUCGAGUACUUCGCCUCCGCCUUCCUUGGGACAUCUCGAGAUCGCACAGACUCGGUCCUCCUUUUCUCCCGCCAUUACUCAGCAGUCCCCGCCUGAGGACACGUUUCUUGAUUCUCCUCCUGUGACAUCCGCGGCUCCGCCUGUCUCCACAGCUACUGGUUCACCGAGACCAAAGAAUCUAGAUAACGAGGUAUCCACGAUGCCCGAAGGAUUAGCUGCAAGACAUCAAGUGCGCCUGAUCAUGCCAGGGGCUGAGGAGGUCACUGCGCGUCGUUUGGCAACACAAGCUCGCCGCGCCUCGAUGCAACAGUCAACCAGUGUGGAAACCACGUCCGCGACUUCCUCUACCGUCGCGCAGAAAACAACACCAAUAACAUUCCUCUCGUCCACUACUCCAGGAACGACCCCGCCAUCUAGUACUACAUCAGUUACCACGUCACCUGCGUUGGCACCCACAACGCCACCUUCUGUAGCCACUACACCAUCAACGGUAAUCACACCACAGGCUCUUCCUGAUACUCCCCAGCAAGAGACCGCACCGCCGAGCGCGGGCAGAAUUACUUCCCUAGACCCUCUGACGUCACUUUUCCUCAGCGUAUCCAGAUCAGCUGUGCAAAAUGUUGAAUCUGCUGCUUUCUCCCACUUCCACGGCCAACGCCCUGCCGCCGCACCCGUGACGGAAGGCACGCCCGAAGUCCCUUAGGAAGGUAAUACAUUGCAUUUACGUCAGCCUUUGUGUGAUACGGGGCAUUUGUGAUAUGAUAGCAUGCAUGGCAAAGGCGGCUUGAUGCGAGUAUAUGUAUACAUCAGUUACAUGGCCAUAUUUUCUGCAACAAAUAAGCUACAUUUUUAGCAGGUCUUGAUCCGCGUCCACACGAGCGACCACAGACCGUUCGGAAAGCACCCUCACUUGAUAGUGAAUGCUAGAAAGCUUGAUGUUUGACUCAAGCUGCAAAGGAAAAAGACAAGUGGCUACAUCAUUUUGCACAAGGUUACCGUGACAGUUCUAUAAGACUAGAUUCCUUUUCAGGCAGGAACACCACUGAUACUUCUUGGUAUUUCACCCGAAGUGAAAUUUUCUGUUUAUUUAUUUAUUAUAACAGACUCAUUACUGCAAAAGGUUUCUGCUAGUGUGAAUGACUUGUCACCGAGAUGCCCGAUAUAUGGACACGAACUCAGGAAUGAUGCAAGCAACGUGCGAACAAAUUACAUUAAUUUUGAUGUACUGUACAUAACUUUGCAGCGCCUUCUUUCAGUUUAUCUGGAGACCAAAUUCAAGGUUUUGAUUAUGGAAAAAAAUCACUACUUGAACCCACAUUUUCACUGUAAAGAAUGCCCGGUAUUUACGAAAAAUACAAUUAAUUCCACGAAGAAGUGCCCUGGAUUUAUGUUAUUUCAUGAGUAGCAAUUCAUAUGGCAACUUUGUAAAAACAGAUACUUUAGGUAGAAUACAUAUAACUCAGUUAUUUAAUUAGUUUGUUAGUAUAAGGAAAGUAUUAUAGGGCAUAAUGCUCACUUCAUGAACAUUUCAUUAUAUUACAUAAAGGUCACAUUGCUUAUUCUUUGAAAAGAAGAAUGGUGAAUAACAAAAAUGCAAUGAUAUUUUCCUCAGAAGAAGUAUUGAAUCAAAAUGUCAAAGUGAAACAGAAUACUAAGUAUAACUGCAAGCAAGGUAAUGCAAUCAAGUCUUCAGAUAAUGAGUUUGACCUUUGUUUGCAUAAAGGAUUAUAAACGGUUUUAAAUAGUUACAAAUUCUCUGUUGGGUCUUUGAUAUUAUUCAUAUUUGCAGUGAUGUCAACAUUAGGAAAGAAAAUUAGUGGACUUUUAAUACUUUCACAUUCCUUUUUUACCAGUUUGAGAAGAUUAUAGAACUCAUUUUUUCACAUUAAUGAUAGUAAUUAUGUAAUGAUUUUUUGAAUUUUGAAUAUGCAGUACAACAAACUUUAGUUAUUAUUUCAUUUUUAUAUGUUGUAUGUUUAAGUUUUAGUCAGUUUUUUUGGUGCACUGGCUCUAGGUUACUACAAGUCAAAGAAUUUUCAUAUUAUAUGCAUAAUGUUUAAAUAAGAUUGUUAUCCUAUGCUUAUAUUUAGAAAAUGUAUAGACGUGCUGUCAUGUCCAACAGUUUUUUUCUUUUUUUCAUUAUAACAGGAGUUUUUCCCUUGACCUCUUAAUAUAUACCUUGGAAAAUAUCAGUAUUUCAAUAGCAAGUACAUACCAUAUCUACAUCUUCUUGGACUUUUCAUCUAAAUCUAAAUUUUUGCCAAAAUGAAAUGCAGUGUUUAUAAAUUUCUUGUAAUUUCGUCAAAGAUAAUUCAGUGAAGAAAGGUGCCCACUCGAUAUUUCCACUGAUAAUGUCUCAGCCCCUCAGUCUGAUUCAGUAAGUUUUCCACUGCCAUUUUUUGUCAAAGCAAGAACUUUUACAUCUUAGUCCAAAUUCAUACAAGUACAAAUGGCCCUGGAAGUGUAGGAUUAAUAGAAUAUUCUUAAUUAUACAUACUUUAUUACUGCAUGGACUAUGUACACUUAUGUAUCACGUAAAAUAAAGAGAUAGAGAUACAAGAUGUAAAAUAAACAUACAGCGUGAUAUUACAAACAGUUGUGGAAAUAAUGAACAAAAUGAUAUGCAGUCAGAUGAAAAUAUGUGACCAGAAAUCUUUCUUGCAAGGCAGUGUGGAAUAUGAAAAUCUAUAAAUAAAUUUCCUUGACUUCAAACCCAAAUAUAUACUAUUUUUGUCAGUACAGUCAGUAUGUAAUGUUACAA